Molecule: messenger RNA, 6196 nt
Organism: Astyanax mexicanus (Mexican tetra)
Lineage: Eukaryota; Metazoa; Chordata; Actinopteri; Characiformes; Acestrorhamphidae
Product: A disintegrin and metalloproteinase with thrombospondin motifs 9
Exons: 40
Coding region: 310-6099 (1929 amino acids)
Biological process (GO): proteolysis; extracellular matrix organization
Cellular component (GO): extracellular matrix
Molecular function (GO): metalloendopeptidase activity; zinc ion binding
Source: RefSeq, a predicted model, not a curated record
GCAGAGGAGCCCACAACAUCCAACUUCCCCCCUCCCAGCCCCAUCCACCCCAAUCACACACACACCCACACCCACCCACCCCACUCACUCAACCACCCACCCAUUCACCCUUCUUUAACGCAGUAUGCACGCUGCGCGCGGACUGCGCGAGGCGCUCGGGACAUGUGAAGCCGGCCGAACGGCGCGCGGGCAGGACGUUGCUGGACGCCGGCUGGGGGAUUAAAGAGGACAGCGGGAGAAAAGGAGAGAAAGACAAGAAGAAGCAACAGAGCAGAGAGGAGGAGGACGAGUGAAGGGGGAUACUCCACCAUGCACGCGCUGCUCUGGGCUGUGCUGUGCGUGCUGCCGGACCUGGCGCGUGCAGUGAUCCCGGCGGACUCGAGGAAAGCAGCAACGGCAGCCACUUCGCACCAGCACUUCAGCGCCUACGAAAUUGUGACUCCCGCGCGCGUGGACGAGGCCGGCGAGCCGCUGCCCGCGAGCGCGCACUUCAAACGCAAGAGGCGGAGCGUGGACGCGCCGACGGAGCACGAGCACUGGAGCACGGAGCGCGUGCACUACCGCAUCGCCGCCUUCGGCCAGGACUACCGCCUGAACUUGACGCUGGACAGCGGCUUCCUGGCGCCCGCCUACAGCGUCACGGUGCUCGGGCUGGGCGGAGGACGGAACUUCACUGAGGAAGAGGAGGAGGAAGAGGAGGAGACGGCGUAUCAGCACUGUUUUUACCGGGGACACGUGAACGCGCACGCGGAGCAUGCCGCCGUCAUCAGCCUCUGCUCCGGUCUGCUCGGCACUUUCAGGUCCUCAGAAGGGGAGUAUUUUGUGGAGCCCCUUCACAGCUACAACGGGGAAGAUUAUGCAGAAGAACACAUCAAACCUCACAUAGUCUACAGAAAAGAUGCACAGCACCAAAUGCAGAGCGCCAAAGAAGACUCGUCUCCAUGCGACUCUUCAGGUCAUGAGCAGACACAAAGGGUACAGGGGGGUGCGGAGAAGGGCGGGCCAUCUCCCAGCAUGCUGUCUGACCUGGAGGCUCUCAGCACGGGGGUUUUCUCUGGCCCCUUUCCCUCGGCGGAAAAGCAGCAGCGCCCGGCUAACGGCAGCAGUGACUCAGGACCUCACCGGAGAUCAAAGCGCUUCCUCUCCUACCCGCGCUUCGUGGAAGUCAUGGUGGUUGCCGACUCCAAGAUGGUGGAACACCACGGGAGCAGCCUUCAGCACUACAUUCUUACACUGAUGUCUAUUGUUUCCUCAAUCUACAAGGAUCCCAGCAUUGGCAACCUGAUUAACAUUGUUGUGGUGAAGCUGGUCAUCAUAAACAAUGAGCUGGAGGGUCCUGUUAUCUCCUUCAAUGCACAGUCCACUUUAAAGAACUUCUGUAUAUGGCAGCAGGGUCAGAACCACCUCGAUGACAACCACCACAGCCACCACGACACGGCCAUUCUCAUCACCAGGCAGGACAUCUGUCGAGCCCGAGACAAGUGUGAUACGUUAGGUCUUGCGGAGUUAGGCACAGUGUGUGACCCCUACAGAAGCUGCAGCAUCAGUGAAGAUAAUGGUCUCAGUACUGCUUUCACCAUUGCUCAUGAGCUCGGCCACGUGUUUAACAUGCCCCAUGACGACAGUAAUAAGUGUAAGGAGGAUGGGGUUAAGAAUCAGCAGCACGUGAUGGCCCCCACGCUCAACUACUACACCAACCCCUGGAUGUGGUCCAAAUGCAGCAGGAAGUACAUCACUGAGUUCCUCGACACAGGGUACGGGGAGUGUUUACUCGACGAGCCCGUAUCUAGGCCGUACCCGCUGCCGCAGCAGCAGCCUGGACGGAUAUACAAUGUCAAUAAGCAAUGUGAACUCAUAUUCGGGCCUGGGACACAGGUGUGCCCAUAUAUGACGCAGUGUCGAAGGCUGUGGUGCACCAGCCCAGAGGGAGCACAGCGUGGAUGCCGUACCCAGCACAUGCCCUGGGCUGAUGGAACCGACUGCGCUCCUGGAAAGCACUGCAAACAUGGUCUCUGCAUCCCCAAGGAGCAUGACUCCACGCCAGUUGAAGGAGCUUGGGGUGUUUGGAGUCCCUUCGGCUCCUGCUCACGUACCUGUGGAGGGGGUAUAAAGAUCGCCGUGCGGGACUGCAACCGACCCCUGCCCAGGAACGGGGGAAAAUACUGCGUGGGGCGAAGGAUGAAGUUCCGUUCCUGCAACUCUGAGCCGUGCUCCAAGCAGAACAAAGACUUCCGAGAGGAGCAGUGUGCCACCUUUGACGGACGCCACUUCAACAUCAACGGUCUACCUCCCAACGUGCGCUGGGUGCCCAAGUACAGCGGCAUUCUUAUGAAGGAUCGCUGUAAGCUCUUCUGCAGAGUUUCCGGCAGCACAGCCUACUAUCAGCUCAGGGACCGCGUCAUUGACGGUACUCCAUGUGGCCCCGACACCAACGACAUAUGUGUGCAGGGCCUAUGCAGGCAAGCGGGGUGUGACCAUGUUUUGAACUCCAAGGCCAGGAGAGAUAAAUGUGGAGUGUGUGGGGGAGACAACUCCUCCUGCAAGACAGUGGCAGGCACAUUCAACACUGUGAACUAUGGUUAUAAUGUCGUUGUGCGAAUCCCCAGUGGUGCUACUAACAUCGAUGUGCGACAGCACAGCUUCUCAGGAAAACCAGAGGAUGAUAACUACCUCGCCGUGGCCAACAGUCGUGGAGACUAUCUACUCAAUGGAGAUUUUGUGGUCAGCAUGUUUAAAAGGGAAAUUAAAGUGGGAAACGCCGUUAUAGAGUACAGCGGAUCUGACCACGUGAUCGAGAGACUCAACUGCACUGACCGUAUCGAGGAGGAGAUCGUAGUGCAAGUGCUAUCCGUCGGUAACCUCUACAAUCCAGACGUCAGGUAUUCCUACAACAUUCCCAUUGAGGAUAAGAGUCAGCAGUUUAUCUGGGAUGCAUACGGCCCGUGGCAGGAGUGUAGUCGCCUGUGUCAAGGAGAGCGUAAAAGGAAGAUCCUGUGCAGUCGUGAGUCAGACCGUGUGGUGGUUUCAGACCAGAGAUGCCAUGGCUCGCCUCGACCUGCUGCCAUCACAGAACAGUGCAACACAGACUGUGAACUCAGGUGGCACAUCGCCCGCAAGAGUGAGUGUACAGCUAUCUGUGGAAUUGGCUACCGCACCCUGGAAAUCUACUGUGCCAAAAACAGUCGAUCCGACAGCAAAACCCAGAAGGUCGACGACCGAUACUGCAGCAACCAGCGCAAGCCUGACGACAAGGAGGUUUGCCACGGAGACUGCAGCCCUGGAGGCUGGGAGUAUUCUCCCUGGUCAGAGUGCUCUAAAAGCUGUGGGGGUGGAACGCAACGCCGGAGCGCGGUGUGUGGAAAGUCAGCGGAGAGAAAUGCCGAUGAGAGCAAGUGCAACUCCAGAGACAAGCUCACCGUCCAGCCCUGCAACGAGUUUCUGUGUCCACAGUGGAAGACUGGGGAAUGGUCAGAGUGCCUGGUGACUUGCGGAAAAGGAUACAAGCAUCGACAGACGUGGUGUCAGUUUGGAGAGGACCGACUGGACGACCGUUUCUGUGACUCGUCUAAACCGGAGUCGGUGCAGGCAUGCCAGCAGCAGGAGUGUGCAUCCUGGCAGGUCGGCCCGUGGGGACAGUGUACCACCUCAUGUGGCCCCGGCUAUCAGCUGAGAGCAGUGAAGUGUGUGGUGGGUUCAUAUGGCGCCGUCAUGGAUGACACAGAAUGCAAUGCUGCUACACGACCGACUCACACACAGGACUGUGAGAUCUCUCAAUGUCCCAUCACCCAUCCUGUUUCUCCAGAGACAAAAAUGGUGCCUCACCCCGGUCAUAAAACUCAGUGGCGCUAUGGCUCUUGGACUCAGUGUAGCGCCACCUGUGGGAAGGGCACGCGCAUGCGCUAUGUCAGUUGUCGUGACAACCAGGGUGGCGUGGCGGAGGACUCGUCCUGUGCUCACCUGCCCAAACCCCCAGCCCGAGAGGUGUGCUCUGUGGGGGCCUGCGGUCAGUGGAAGGCCUUAGAGUGGAGUCAGUGCUCUGUUUCUUGCGGUCAGGGCAAGGCCACUCGGCAGGUGCUGUGCGUGAACUUCAGUGACCAGGACCAGGUGGUGGAUAUGAGCGAGUGUGACCCCGACGAUCGCCCUGCGACGGAGCAGGAGUGUAACAUGGCCCAGUGUCCGUCUCGCUCCAGUGACCACGGGGGCUUCCCACCCAACUCAGACGCCCGAAAAAGAACCCCGUCCUCUGGCAGAGCCGACCGGAUCCGAGGAGGGCGCUCACACCAGUGGAGGACUGGACCAUGGGGAGCGUGCUCGAGCACAUGUGCCGGGGGAUUCCAGAGGCGUGUGGUCGUUUGCCAGGAUGAGAACGGCUAUCCUGCUAACAGCUGUGAUGAGAGCAUGCAGCCCAACGAGCAGCGCUCCUGCGAGUCCGGACCCUGCCCACAGUGGGUCUACGGCAACUGGGGCGAGUGUUCGAAGCCCUGUGGUGGGGGAAUAAAGACGCGGCUGGUGGCUUGUCAGCGGCCCAACGGGGAGCGUUUUAACGACCUGAGCUGUGAAAUUUUUGUCAAACCGUCGGACCAAGAACAGUGCAACACGCAGUCCUGCUCGGCCAAUCCGCACUGGAGCACGGACCCGUGGAGCUCGUGCUCCGCCUCCUGCGGGAGGGGCUACCGGUACCGUAACGUGACCUGCGUCGGCCGCUCCAGGCAGCCAAUCGCGGAGGAGAACUGCCGCCACGUGUCCCGCCCCCAGAAGCAGAGGAGGUGCAGAGGAGGCCGCUGUCCCAAGUGGAAGACGAGUGCCUGGGGAGAGUGUUCUGCCUCGUGUGGCGCCGGGGAGCAGCGGAGAGAGGUGUUCUGUCAGAUCGGGGAUCAGCGCCGGGUGCCGGACUCAGAGUGCUCCCACCUCCCCCGCCCACCGUCCACCCAAACCUGCAGCCGGGAGGAGUGUCCCGCACGCUACAGAUGGAGUCAGACUGAGUGGCAAACGUGUAGCAAAACAUGCGGCUCUGGACGCCGUCACCGGACAGUGGUGUGUUUAGAUCACAACGAGCACGAGGUUCACGAGAUGUACUGCUCAGACCAGGGAAGACCAGGAGACAACGAACCGUGCAACACUCAACCCUGCGAGUUCAUCUGGAUCACUGGAGACUGGACUGAGUGCUCGGUCACCUGUGGACAGGGCUAUCGGCAGAGGCUGGUGUCCUGCAGUGAAGUGCAUGCUGGCGUAGAGAAUUACGAGUACGGUCACCAGGCGUCAUCCAACUGCCCUGGGACCCCUCCCGAGAGCUACAUGGCCUGCAACCUGCCCUCGUGCCCCUCUGGCCACACCUGGAGAGUGGGCAUCUGGGGACCUUGCUCCGUGAGCUGUGGCGAGGGCUGGAUGGAGCGCUCAGUGCAGUGUGUUUCAGCAGAUGGGGAACUCAGUGAUGAAUGUCCCUCCACCUCCAGGCCGGAGGGUCGUAAGCCUUGCAGUAACCCUUCCUGUCAUCUUGCCUCCAGCUGCAGGGAUGUGCAGCUCCAGACUGGUGUCGUGACGGACGGAGAGCAGGUUCUGAGUGUCCAGGGAAAAGCGCUUAAAAUCUAUUGUUCUGAGAUGGACACAGACAGUCCAAAAGAAUACAUCACUCUUACGACCGGGGAGCAUGAGAACUUCUCCGAGGUUUUUGGAUUCAGGCUGAUGGACCCCACCCAGUGCCCAACCAACCUGAGCAGAAGAGAAGACUGCCAUUGUCGGAGAGAUUACACAGCUGCUGGCCUGUCCACUUUCACCCGGGUCAGACUGGACCUCAGCAAGAUGACCAUCAUCACGACAGACUGGACGUACGCCUUCACUCACGAGGGUCACAAGGUACCUUUCGCCACUGCGGGAGACUGCUACAGCGCUGCCCGAUGUCCACAGGGUCGGUUCAGGAUCAAUCUCUCAGGAACGGGAUUUCAGGUGGCUGAGAGCACAAAGUGGAUCUCUCAAGGGAACUACGCGGUGGCCGACAUCCACAAGUCUGUGGAUGGCAGCAGAGUAACAGGAACGUGUGGUGGCUAUUGUGGAAAAUGCACUCCGUCCUCUGGCUCCGGCCUUCUCGUCCAAGUCACAUGAACCACAUAAGUAUAAGGUUUCUUCAGGACUUUCCUGGCGUUUCUCUCUCUCAGUGGUGCUAAAGGCAGUGAAGAACAGUGAAGAACCCCAACCCACC